AUUGUGUUUGCGUCUCCUCCGUGCGCCCGGCGUCCCUGCGUCCGCGGCUCUGAUUGGCCGACGGGAGGAAGGGGAAGCUCCACAGCGCCGCUCCGCUCCGGGAUCCUCUGGCGCAGAGAGGAAAGCGCAGCCUGGCCGCCAGCGAGCACCGAGCCACGGCGCUGGGAGGGCAGAUGAUGUGAUGUGAUCUAAAUACGGGCGGCCGGCUGCAGCUACGGGCGGACUGGCACUUAAAAGCGGCCGUCGACCUCGGCCCCUGCUCACUGCGCUGUGUGUUGUCGCGGUGGCAAAGGGAGGCGCAGAAGCCUGGAGGCUGACCGAAGCGAUCUACCUCUGGAGUGUAUUUCCUGUCAGCCAUGAUGUCGGUACAAACCCCUCCCCUCUCCCGCUCUGGCUCCACCCCUUCCACCGGGGGUCUGGCCAGUCGUGGCGGCACCUCGGCCACCCCUCCCACCUCCCUCAGCCUCCGCUCGUCCUACAACCAGCUGCUCGGGCGCGACGUCAUCAAGGAGGCCAUGGAGACCGGAAGCUCUGCGACCUUGCCGAAGAGCCGCCAGAGGCACACGAUGACCAGCGUGCGGAGUGUCAUGGGGAUAAGUGACAACCUGGCUUUGUCGUCCAAGAAUCAGCCCGUAACCAGAGGGAGGGGCCUUCCCACCAAGUCCUCCUCCAGUUCCGCCCUGUACUCCUCCUCUUCCUCCUCCUCGCUGUUCAACGCCACCAACCCCAAGCUGGCCAAGAAUGGCGCCAACAUGCAGAGAAGAGCUGAGAGCCAGCAGCUGGAGCUGAGCAGGGCCAACACGGAGGGCAAAAUCCAUAAUGAUCUCAUCAACAACCCCAGUUCUGACUGGCUGGAACUCGGGAAAGACAACUCGCAGCAGCCGUUCCGUCGAAGGACCAAGAGCUUCUUGGAGUACCAUGGAAAGGGCUGGGAUCUGGAUCUCUGGGGAAAGAAAGAGGAGAAGGAGGAGAAGAAGCAGCAGCCGUCGCCGGAGAAGGAGCAGGCAAGUCCUGUCAAGGACAGAGAGAGUCAGAAGGAAGAGAAGCACAGUGGCAAGCAGGUCUGCCAGGAGGAGAAGGAAGAGGUAGAGCCCGUGAUGGAGGAGGAAGAGGAAGACGAGCCCACGCCGACACCAAGGCAGCCCCUGCUACCAGUGGUGGUUGAGGCCCCUCUUUCCUCCACCUCCUCCUCUUCUACCAACAGCCCAGAGUGGGUGCCAGACCCCCAGAACCAGGCUCCGCCUCAGGUCAGGGAGGACCUCUGCGCCCAGGUUCAAGCCAGUCCGCGUAGUCCUGCAAAGCCCCCUCGGAGCUCCCAGCCCAGGGUGAUCAAGGUGGAGCUGCACCCAAACAACGAGAACCAGUUUUUGCAGCAGUACCCGCCGUCUUCCCCUAAACAGACCAGGGCUGCAGAGAGGAGCACCCCCACCAAGGCACGGGCGCCGCCUCCGACGCAGGAUCCAGAACCAGGUACUGGCCUCCCCAAAGUGGGCUUAAGAAUGGAUCUGACUCCCGACACUCCAUCAGAGGACGAAGACUCCAGCUGGACUACCCUCUCCCAGGAGACACCCUCUCCACAGACUCCAAAGGAGACAGCAGAUGUAUGGGGUGGAGGGGACCUGCCCCCGGGCUGGCGGGAGAUCUCAGACUCAUCCGAGGUCUAUUUCUGGCACAUUCCCACUGGCACCACGCAGUACGACCGACCUGUUGCCUCCAGCAACCAGCCCUCCUCCUCCUCCUCCUCCGCCUCCUCCACCGGCAAUGAGCCCGACGCCGAGCGUGACCCACAACAGAAAACACAGGAGACCCUCAAGCCCCCCAGUGAGCGCCCCAGCAGUCUGAUAUCUGACAGCUCGGUGGAGCCGGUCCCCUCGCCCUCCGCUUCCUCCCCCUCCCCUCCCCCCUCCCCCUCUCCCUCAUCCACCCCCUCCAAUGACGUCACCUCCUCUGGACCGAGUCUCAGCACCAACACCUGCGCAGCAAACCUCCAGGAGCUGAAGGACUACCCAGUCUAUCCGGACCCCAGUCUGAAGGCAUUCGAAGGCGCUACCCUCCGCUACGCUUCACUUAAGCUCAACCCCCCGGCCCAGCUGGAGACGGUGGAUCUGGACAACACAUUCUCUGAUCCGGAGGCGAUGUCUUUUCCAGUGCGAUCUUUGGGCUGGGUGGAGAUGGCAGAGCAGGACCUGUGCGAGGGGAGGAGCAGCGUGGCCGUCCACCAUUGUAUCAGACAGCUGUCCUACUGCAGGAGGGACAUACGAGACUCAGCUGGUGUCUGGGGGGAGGGUAAAGGGAUGCUUUUGGUCCUCCAGGAUCGCAUGUUAACCCUCGUCGACCCAGACGACCACAGCUUGCUUCACUCUCAGCCAAUCAGCAGCAUCCGUGUCUGGGGAGUCGGCCGAGACCACGACAGAGAAAGGGACUUUGCCUACGUGGCCAGAGACAAAAACACGCGGGUGUUGAAGUGCCACGUGUUCCGAUGUGAUACUCCUGCUGCAGCCAUCGCCACAAGUCUCCACGAAAUCUGCUCCAAGAUUAUGGCUGAAAGGAAAAGUGCCAAGGCUGCAGCUGGCAGCUCCUCCCAGAACGGCUCUGAUGUCCCCCUACAAGAGUUUCCCAUGCCAAAGACUGAGCUGGUGCAAAAGUUUCAUGUGCUGUAUCUCGGUGUGACGUCUGUGUCUCGUCCUAUAGGCAUGGACAUAAUAAACGGGGCCAUAGAGAGCCUCCUGUCCUCCACAGGCAAAGAGGACUGGACCCCCGUCAUACUGAGCAUCGCUGACACCACUGUGGCGGUCAUCAAAGAAAAGGAGGAGGAAGAGGAGGUGCUGGUGGAGUGCCGCGUCCGUUUCCUGUCCUUCAUGGGAGUGGGACGGGAUGUGCACACGUUCGCCUUCGUCAUGGACACCGGGAACCAGCACUUCCAGUGUCACGUGUUCUGGUGUGACCCUAACGCAGGCAGUGUGUCUGAGGCUGUGCAGGCAGCCUGUGUGCUCCGGUACCAGAAGUGUCUGGUAGCACGGCCGCCCUCCCAGCGCGCCGGCUCCUCCUCCUCGCCCUCGGCGGACUCGGUGACCCGGCGGGUGACCACCAGCGUGAAGCGCGGCGUCCAGUCUCUCAUAGACACUCUGAAACCCAAGAAACAGCCGUCAGAAAUGCCCCAGCAAUGACCGUCACCACCGAAACCACCGCACCACCCAAGCCUGGAUGCCACUCACACUAUCGCCACGACAACACUUAAUCAGUGCCAGCCAUGGUAACCGACGAUGUACAUACAACGUAACAAACAUCACCCCAGAUAAAGGAGAGAAGAGCGAUCCUUAAAUAUGCCUGAUGAUGAAAAAAAAAAAAUGAUAUAAAGAAAACUGGCCUGUUGAGGGAAGGGAAACGCUAGUGUCACUGGUUGAACUUUGAACCUUUGAACGCUGAUUUAUCAAAGCGGACCCCCUCCUGUGUGGGGAUGUCUGUGCUCGAUGGAUUACACGAUCACACACUCUGCAGACAGGAUUCAGGAUUACCCAGAAGAAAAAAGAUUUCUACUCACACACCGGCUACGGAGUCACUCAUCGUUUUACUCAUUUUUCUUUCCAUUUCUCUUUCCCCGUCUGAACUCCUGGUCUGGAUACAGGUACAGCAGCCUUCCAGGACAAAAAAAUAAAAAAAAUAUAUAUAUAUAAAGAAAAAUGCUGUUCUCUUGCUCUCGUGGGAUUUUGACCGCUGAAUGAGAAAAGCAAAGGAUGAGACGGACAAGACCUCGUAGCAGCCUACACCUGCCCACCAAAUGGCGUAAAAAUGUUUCAGUCCCUUCGAGCGUGUGACAGACUUAAAAGAAAAACGAAUAAAAAUCAGAAUGAUGAAUAAAGUGAUUGUAAUAAUGAACUGUAUGUAAAUGAUUGUAUGUAGGGAAAGAGAGAUUAGGGCACAAAACGUUUAGACAUGAGGGAGAGCAGAGAUGUUGUUCACAGAAGAGGGGUUUGACUUUGCAUGUUUUCUUGAUGGGGUACGUUUUAUGUUGAUGGGGUCUCGAUAAGAAGACUGGUGAAAAAAAAUAGAUGCUCUCAGCACAAUUCAUCUCCACUUGACCUUGACUGGAUUUACACUGGGGCAAAAAAAAAAAAAAAAAAAAAUCUGGCCUAUUCCCCACACACUCCAUGAAAAAGGGUUAAAAAAUAAUAAUUAAAAACCGGAAUAUAAUUAUUUUUAAUUAAGAAAAAACGAUGUUAAAGAUUGUAAUGUAUCUUUAAAGCUUUAAAUGAGUUAAAAUUGUAAUUUUUUCGUAUGUGUUCUAGAAAAAUUUAAUUUAAAAGCUCAAGAAUGUUUCAUUGAUUUUGUCAAACUUUAUAAAUCCCUCAGGAAUCUUUGUGCAGAUACCCAAGAUUUAUAGAAGCAAGAAACUCCAAAUCCACAGGCGACGCACUCGUGACUAGAUGAACAGCGGAGCACGAUGUUUGCUUUGCAACACAGAAAAAAAGAUCAAAUCUGCCCCACACUAAGGAUCAUAUUAUAGUUUCUCUCCUCAGUAAAUCCAGCCAGUGUUCCCACUCACAAACAAAAUAUAUCACCACAACUACGCACAUAUAGCAGUAAAGUAAAAUAAAAAAAAAAGUCUGCUGUCACUGCUGUCGAAGGUUGAUACAGUGCUCCUACGGCCCAGGGCCACCACCUGCACUCGACAUGAACUCUGUGAACGCAGUCUGGUCUAUAAAUGACAAACACACAUAACAACAAUCAAGAGAUAUGCUAUAAAUCAUUUCAUUUCUGUUCUUCACCCGUCUCUACACCGUGUAAAUGUAAUCUGUUGUGACAAUAAAUGCAUUACCAAAAGGAAAAAAAAAAAAAAA
Mugil cephalus (flathead mullet) is the source of this 4838-nucleotide messenger RNA. It is a transcript of the gene apbb2a, whose product is annotated as amyloid beta precursor protein binding family B member 2. Gene Ontology annotation, biological process: regulation of DNA-templated transcription. Gene Ontology annotation, cellular component: nucleus; cytoplasm. Bases 357 to 3167 code for a protein of 936 amino acids. Gene Ontology annotation, molecular function: amyloid-beta binding; transcription factor binding. The record is from RefSeq and is a predicted model, not a curated record. NCBI's taxonomy places the organism in Eukaryota, Metazoa, Chordata, Actinopteri, Mugiliformes, Mugilidae. The transcript has 15 exons.